This is a messenger RNA of Hevea brasiliensis (rubber tree), 707 nucleotides long. RefSeq lists its product as uncharacterized. The coding region runs from base 125 to 538 and encodes 137 amino acids. The record is from RefSeq and is a predicted model, not a curated record. The transcript is spliced from 3 exons. NCBI's taxonomy places the organism in Eukaryota, Viridiplantae, Streptophyta, Magnoliopsida, Malpighiales, Euphorbiaceae.
CUGCAGAUUAGAAGAACCAGAAAUGCAAAUUGGGUUUCCUUGUUGCUCAUAUUGGAUGGGCUGGUCCAUCUGCCUCCAAACCAAGCUGGAUGAAUGAGUUCCGAUCUUCUCCAGAAACCUUUCAAUGCUUCCACCCUCACCAGAUAUAAGCCAGGUUGAAAAGCCAAAGCGGAAGUCGAGAUACCCAUCAAGUGGUGCAGACUCACCCUUGAAUUCCCCAUAUCGGAGAAGCAUUGAUGGAUCGAGGCAUUCUACGAGUCAAACAUUCACCGGUACAGGCUUACCUUUAAAUUCCCCAUCAAAGCAUUCCAGGCACCUCUGCUCUUCAAACAAUUCAAUGGAUUCUCCAAACAGAGAUUCACCAGGUAGCGCCCGAAGAACGAAACUGCACCUGAAUUCAAGUCUUGGUGUUGAAUCACCAGCUCGUGACCAGCCCUCCAUACCAAGAAAUGCUCGGGGAAGAAAUUCUAAAGGAAUCAAGAUUAAAAGACAAGAAAUCUCCCGCUGGCAUCACUGUCUAUGGACCUCAGGGGUCUGAAACAGCACCGGAAAUAAACAGUUGCGCAAGCCAAGUUCAGUUUUGAUGGCAUGCAGAGAAGGAUGAGAGAAAUGCAGUAACUCGUACAUUAGAGAUUGAACAUACUGCUCUGCUAUGAAGAUAUUGUUAUAAUUCAGUUUCUACUUCAAUUAGUAUCAGACUUUUUUCU